AUGGACACAGAAGAGACGGUGCCAGAUGGUGAGGAGACAAGUGUCUCACAAAGUGAGAAGCCAUCAUCUGAAGAUCUUGAGGAGAACACGAAAGAGGCUGUGUCUCUGGGGACAGAGAAGGAAUCAUCUGCUGCCCCUGAAGAAGGUGAACAGUUGACCUCUGGUGACAAGAAUGCUGGGGGGCCCGAAGAAGCUGAGAGUGUCAGGGAGACUGGUGACCAACAGCCUGCCCGUCUACCACCUAGUCAACCCAAGGACUUUACCAAAGAUUCCAAGUCGGAUUCAGCGAAAGCCCAGGUGCCCAGUGACCUUCCAAGGUUGCCAAACAAACCCUACAGCCAAGAGCGGUCACGGGACAGAGACCGAUCUCACGACCACUACAGAGACCGGUCAGAUGAUAGAGAUAGAUACAGGUCACAUGACCGGGACAGAGACAGGUCAUAUGACCAUGAUAGGUCACGUGACCGGGGCUAUGACCGAGAUCGUGACCGGCAUGAGCAGCAUCGAUCUGAUCGAGAUCGGUAUGGUGGACACGGUGGUGGUGGUCACCGCUAUGAUGACCGGAGGUAUCCCAGUGACAAUAGAAAUUACAACAGAUACCAAGGUGGUCAUGAUAGAAAUCAAGGAGGUUACCAUGGAAAUCAGCAUCAACAAGGAGGUUACCGUGACAACUAUGGUAACCAAAGAGAUAGAUAUGGCCAGAGCCGAGGUCAAGGUUACCAUGGAAACCGUGACUACCGAGGCAGGGGAGGACAAGGUUACCGUGGCAACUACUAG
Messenger RNA from Haliotis rubra (blacklip abalone), 777 nucleotides. RefSeq lists its product as uncharacterized. Bases 1 to 777 code for a protein of 258 amino acids. The record is from RefSeq and is a predicted model, not a curated record. The transcript has 3 exons. Lineage: Eukaryota; Metazoa; Mollusca; Gastropoda; Lepetellida; Haliotidae.